CUCCCUUUAAAUCCCCCCCACAAAAGCCAAGAAGGACAGCCUCUGUUUCUUCUUCUCCCAUAAUGCUCCUCUUUGGUUCUCCACUCCUCCACAAAAUGGCGGCUCUCAGUAGCUGGUGGCAGAAAGGGGUUUGCAAACUUGGGUGGCUGCCUACUCUUCAUCAUAUCCGCCAUGGCUCCAAAGCUGUUACCCGGCAUUGGAGAGCUAUGAACUUUAUGCGGCAAAAGCUGAUGGCAGUGACAGAAUACAUACCUCCAAAACCUGCAAUCCCAGAGGAGUGCACCAAACCCCGCGUCAAACUUGUGCAAGACGAAAUGGAAAAUGGCUAUACAAGGCUGUUGCGUCGGCAAGUGGAGCAAACAUUCCUUGAGAACAAAAUGAUUGCUGUGUGCCAGUAUAACUAUGUGCCUGGAAAUGACAUUAUACUCAUGAGGCAUCGGCUGCGGAAGUAUAACAUCCAUGUCAAAUUUUUCCCCAAUGAGAUUGUGAGACCUUUCCUUUCAGACUCCAAGUUCAAGAACCUCCUCCCUCUUUUUGUUGACCGCAACCUUCUAAUGGUGAGUCCAGAAACGAGGGCGCAAGAAAUGUUGAAAAUCUUGAAGCGUAUGCCACAGAUUAACCUCCUAGGAGUUUAUGUUGACAAUGCACUCCUAAGCCAAAAAGGUUUCACAAACUACGCAAAGCUGCCAUCCAUGGUGACUGCCCAAGGGGAAGUGGUGGGCUCACUCUCACUCAUGACAUCCCAAACCAGCAUACUUUUGCAGCGUGGCCCAGUUCAUCUAACAUCUUUGUUGGACCAAUAUGUUAAACAGCAAAGUGGAGAAGCAAAUGAAUCAAAGGAAACAGCAAUGCCUAAUAAGUUGGAAGCUCUUUGAUGAACACUCUUCAGUGAGCCACUAUUCACCUCAGAUCUGCAUGUUUGUGGGGACUGAUCUCAGUUGGUAGGAUUAUGUUCUGUUCAUCAAUUGGAUUAAAAGAUGGAGAAUGAGGCACACAUCAUGAAUGAGAGAUACUGGGGUACAGAUUCCAGUCUGGAUAUUAAUACAUGAUGCACAUCUACACAGAUGUAUAACAAACCAGCAAGCAUGGGGGGAAAACAGAAAACUGAGUAAGGCAAUGGAAGUACAUUUCAGAUUACAAUAGACUUAAAUUGGUGAGCGGAGAAAUAAAGUGUCAUAAUCUUUAUUUGUGUGAUAAAGACUUUUGAAUUCCGGACAUAAAGAAUUAUACCCCAUAUCUGAAGCUGUAAUAUUAAAUGUUUUUAAAGAA
Messenger RNA from Sceloporus undulatus (fence lizard), 1269 nucleotides. It is a transcript of the gene MRPL10, whose product is annotated as mitochondrial ribosomal protein L10. The record is from RefSeq and is a predicted model, not a curated record. The coding region runs from base 63 to 875 and encodes 270 amino acids. Lineage: Eukaryota; Metazoa; Chordata; Lepidosauria; Squamata; Phrynosomatidae. The transcript is spliced from 5 exons. Gene Ontology annotation, molecular function: structural constituent of ribosome. Gene Ontology annotation, biological process: translation. Gene Ontology annotation, cellular component: mitochondrial large ribosomal subunit.